Molecule: messenger RNA, 1992 nt
Organism: Rhinolophus ferrumequinum (greater horseshoe bat)
Lineage: Eukaryota; Metazoa; Chordata; Mammalia; Chiroptera; Rhinolophidae
Gene: NIPSNAP2
Product: nipsnap homolog 2
Exons: 10
Coding region: 83-943 (286 amino acids)
Cellular component (GO): mitochondrion
Source: RefSeq, a predicted model, not a curated record
CGCGCGGCCGGGGGAGGGGUCGCGGAGACAGCGGCGGCGUCAGCGGCGGCCCAGGCGGUGGGAACCGAGGCGCCGGAGCAAGAUGGCGGCGCGAGUCCUUCGCGCCGGCGGAGCGGCCUCGGCCGGCUGCGUCCUGCGGCGGGCCGCCCCCUGCAGCCUCCUGCCCGGGCUCCGGAGAUUGACGUCUUCCAAUAACAGACCUCGAGAAGACAGCUGGUUAAAAUCCUUAUUUGUCCGGAAAGUUGAUCCAAGAAAAGAUGCUCAUUCUAAUCUUCUAGCCAAAAAGGAAACAAGCAGUCUAUACAAAUUACAGUUUCACAACGUUAAGCCGGAAUGCCUAGAAGCAUACAACAAAAUUUGUCAAGAGGUGUUGCCAAAGAUUCAUGAAGAUAAACAUUACCCUUGUACUUUGGUGGGGACUUGGAACACGUGGUAUGGCGAGCAGGAUCAAGCUGUCCACCUCUGGAGGUAUGAAGGAGGCUAUCCUGCCCUCACGGAGGUCAUGAAUAAACUCAGAGAAAAUCAGGAAUUUAUAGAAUUCCGGAAGGCAAGAAGCAACAUGCUUCUCUCUAGGAAGAAUCAGCUGCUGUUAGAAUUUAGCUUCUGGAAUGAGCCUGUUCCACGGUCAGGACCUAAUAUAUAUGAACUCAGAUCGUACCAACUCCGACCAGGAACUAUGAUUGAGUGGGGCAAUUACUGGGCUCGUGCCGUUCGCUUCAGACAGGACAAUAAUGAAGCUGUUGGAGGAUUCUUCUCUCAGAUUGGGCAGUUAUAUAUGGUGCAUCAUCUUUGGGCUUACAAGGAUCUUCAGACGAGGGAAGACAUUCGGAAUGCAGCAUGGCAUAAACACGGCUGGGAAGAAUUGGUGUAUUACACAGUUCCACUUAUUCAGGAAAUGGAAUCCAGAAUCAUGAUCCCACUGAAGACCUCGCCUCUCCAGUAAAGCUACAGAAUUUAGAUGUGCCUACUGUCACAUAAAUUUAUGUGACAAGUAUUUGUGAUAAAUUAAUUUUAAUUGUAUAUCAAGUGAAAAACACUGAAAUGUAAACUGCUGUAUAUAGCUUAUGAGAGACCUCUUUUCUUUAAAAUUUACAUAAUUAGAAGAAAGGAAAACUAUUCGUUUGACUGAUUAUAACCAUACUCUGUAGUCCUCUUUGAAACAUCCCUGUGUUUGUUGAAUAUACCUAAACCACCCUCUGAAAAAAGAGGGCUCAAAUUAAAAUUUGAAAAAGCUCUAAAUAAGAAUCUGGAUAUCCAUGAAAAAAGUUAGGCAUUUCGUUAUAAAAAAUCUGUUUUAUAAUUACAGAUUUUUAGACAAAUUUCUUGUAUAAGGAAGAAAUACAGAUUUUAUCAUGUUUCUCUAGCAGAUUUUUGGUUCUCAGACUAGGAACAAAUUAUGAGUAUACCCAGUACCUGAAUAUGUUUUAAUUCUACUCUCAUUUUCAAUCAGUCAGCCUGGUAAACAAUGUGCGUUACUAAGCUGGUAGUGGCUGCCAGGGUCCAUUUAAUCAAUAAUUCAGUCUUCACUUAAAGAGGGUUGUGAUGCCUCUGUACGAGAAAGGAAAUGGCUUGAACCUGUGUAUCAUGUGAUUGUGAGAUGAACACCAUGAAUAGCACUAAUUUUUGUUUGUAAUAUUUUUCUAUAACAAAAUGAGAGGCACUAGAAAAAGAGGUUUUAUUUUGUGAAAAUCACUCAUGACCUCAGACAUUCUCCAGGUCUCCACGAUCAUGUAUGGGGGGUAGUGCAUGUUCAGAUUUAAAUUGGCAUCACCUGCAUACUUUGUAUAACUGUUUGACUUAGUUUUUUGAGUGUGCCUAUUUUGUGACUGUAAUCAUAUAAACAUCCUGUUGAAAUGAAAAAUUAUGUCUGACCCUUAAAUAAUUCAUGUGUAAAAGUGUGAAUAAAUCUCAUAUCAAAUGUCAGACUUUUACAUGUGAAUGGUUUUCUCCAAGAACAUAUAAAAGUCAAUAAAAUCCUCUUUUCACAUUUUA